Molecule: messenger RNA, 1556 nt
Organism: Monosiga brevicollis MX1
Lineage: Eukaryota; Choanoflagellata; Craspedida; Salpingoecidae
Exons: 12
Coding region: 375-1556 (393 amino acids)
Biological process (GO): mRNA 5'-splice site recognition; mRNA splicing, via spliceosome; spliceosomal snRNP assembly
Cellular component (GO): nucleus; U1 snRNP
Molecular function (GO): zinc ion binding; pre-mRNA 5'-splice site binding
Source: RefSeq, a predicted model, not a curated record
GGGAGAACGGGCAUUUGAGAGCGAGAGCGAGCGAGCGAGAGUGCGUGAUCGGCUCGAUCGAGCAGAUUGUGGCACGUUUAUCGGCCGUUCCCCACGGCUCGGCGCUGGAAGGGUUGCAGCAUCAGCACGUCCACGGCCAUUGCGUGGAGACGUGAACUGCCCCUGGGUUGGGUCUGUUCCUGACUUGCUGCUUGCAGCCGUCGUUUGCCGCCAACGCGCGGCGCUGCAACUGGGUUUGCAGGGUGGCCUUGAGCCAUCUCGUCAUCGAGGCAGCCGCGAGAGAAAGCAGGGACAAGCUUCGCUUUGCCCAAUCCUUCGCACGCGUGUCACCUGCCCGCCACGCGCUCCACUUUGACAUCAACUUGAUCGACAUCAUGCCCCGCUACUAUUGUGAUUACUGUGAUGCCUAUCUCACACACGAUUCACCCUCUGUCCGCAAGACACACAAUGGUGGUCGCAAGCACAAAGAGGCUGUGCGCGACUUUUAUGCCAAAUGGGCUGAGGAAACGCUAGGCUUGCGACCAGGCCCCGUGGGCCCCUUUGGCAUGGGUCCACCAUCUCGGGGCAACUUUCGAGGUCCCUCACCCGGCGGCCCUGGGGGUUUUGGCAGACGAGGCCCGCCUCCUAUGGGUCGGAGACCAAUGGGCGGCUAUCCUGGUGGUCCUGGCGGUCCUGGCGGUCCUGGCGGCCCUGGUGGCCCUGGUGGUCCUCGAAUGGGUAUGCCUCCCCCGCAUAUGCGCGGUCCACCGGGCCAUUUCGGCCCUCCCGAAGGCGACUUUGAUCGCCGCGGUCCUCCGCCCGGUUUUCGCAAUGGUCCUCCAGGCGGCUUUCGCGAUGGGCCCCCAGGCGGCUUUCGCGAUGGUCCUCCCGGUGGCUUUCGCGAUGGGCCCCCAGGCGGCUUUCGCGAUGGACCCCCAGGCGGAUUUCGUCCCCCGUCAGGACCUCCCGGUGGACCCCCGACCGGGCCUCCCGGUGGUUUUGGUGGACCACCUCCACCCCACAAUGGCACAACACUGCGUGAGCUCAGUGCCAAGGCACUUGGGCAGCUGGUACACGAUGCCUGCAACAGUAUUAUUGAUAUGCGCGAACCUACUUGGGGCUCCAUUGAUCAUUCCUGGACGAUUGCACAGUGGAACAGAGCCAACUCAUGGCUGAAAUCAGCCAUCCGCCAAGCGCUCUCUGCCAGCUCCACGGAUGUGGUGCUGCUACCGGCUUUUGAAGGCUUCGACUCAGAGCAGCUGGCUGCAAUUGAAGCGGCACUGAAAGCACGCCAAAACAGCUUGCGCCGAGCCCUUAAGCAAAUGAUUCUCAAUGAUCAAAACCGAUUGAUUGAUUUUGAUUGGCAAGCCAAGGUUGCGCUGGCCUCAAACACCCUGGCCGAGUUGAAUGAGCCUUUGACACACCUCACGCUUCAGACCGAAAACUCGGAUGGCACCGUCACUGAUGUGCGCGUCGAACUGGAGCUUCAAGAACUUAGUGGCCUGAUCAAGGAGCUUGAGCGAGCUCAUGAUGGAAGCCUACUCGGACUUUGCUUGCAUGUGGCGUUGAAGCGCUGA